AUCCUUUUCCCUCAUUUGUUAACCAUGAGUAAUUUCGCGCUCAAGUCGAAAGAAAACCGAGUACAGAGACCGCGACCACCUCAAGUAACCACCGUUACAUCAAACACGUCGUCUGCAUCUUGUCGCUCAGUGGGUUUCGGGACGACCACAACCACCACUACAACUGCAAAACCAAGUGGUGCACAAUACCGCCGAUCAGUGUCUACAGCUAUUGGCAAGACACCAGAUCUAUUAAAUCCGCCAAAGUUUGGUGGUCAACAGUUGUCCAAUCGCAGUUGCAAGCCAGACAUCACUAAGAAUCUGCCUGCCAAAACCAUACCAAAACCACCAUCACAGCCAUGUCAACCUGCUGCUCAGACAAAGGUUCCUUCCAAAGAAGUAUUUAAAGUUCCAACUGUUGCCAAUAUACCUAAAAAAGCUACACAAGUAGCCAAACCACCUACAACAGUUAAUCAACUCCAGAAUAAUAUGAAAGCAGCCAGUCUAGAUGAAAAACCUUCUACUGAUCAAGAAAAUAAUAAAAAUAUGGGUCUAUCAAAUAAAAAAGACGAAAUGAAAUGGACUUUGGAUAAUUUUGAUAUUGGAAAAGCAUUGGGGAAAGGAAAAUUUGGAAAUGUGUAUCUUGCCAGAGAAAAGAGCUCUGGGUUUAUUGUUGCUCUUAAAGUUUUAUUUAAAACGCAAAUAUUAAAAGCAAAUGUUGAGCAUCAGCUUAAGAGAGAAAUUGAAAUUCAAACUCAUUUAAGACACCCUAAUAUUGUACGCAUGUUUGGAUAUUUCCAUGAUGAUGCUAGAGUAUAUAUGAUCCUAGAAUAUGCACCCAAACAACUUUAUAAAGAAUUACAAGCUCAAGAAAAUCAACGUUUCUCUGAAGUCAAGGCAGCAUUGUAUAUUAAACAAUUAACAGAAGCAUUGAUUUAUUGUCAUGAUAAAAAUAUUAUACAUCGUGAUAUAAAACCAGAGAAUCUUUUACUUACUAAAGGAGGUGACUUGAAGAUAGCUGAUUUCGGGUGGUCUGUACAUACACGUGAUUCCAAACGUAUGACAUUAUGUGGAACCUUAGAUUAUUUACCACCAGAAAUGGUUAGCGGUAGCUCUCAUGACAAAUCUGUCGAUGUAUGGAGUGUAGGUGUCCUAUUAUACGAGAUUUUAGUUGGUAAACCACCCUUUGAAGCUCCAACAUAUGAAGAAACAUAUAAAAGAAUAUUAAAUGCUCAAUAUAUUUUCCCUCAACAUGUUGCUCCACUUGCUAGAGAUCUCAUUUCACGUUUAUUAAGAGUAAGACCAGAGGCUCGUUUACCUCUCCAAGAGCUGUUAUUACAUGACUGGAUAAAAAUACACACAAAUCUCUAAAAGUAACAAACAUUUUAAGAUUUCAAUUUUAUGAAAUCUGAUUUUUUUUAUGUAUAACUAUUAAAAAAAUUGAAUUAGACUUUUUUUAUAAAUUAAAUUUCUCUAUUUUACUUGUGAUAGUGUCAAUUUGAUAAAGUGUAAAAAAUAAAAUAAUUG
Messenger RNA from Melanaphis sacchari, 1506 nucleotides. Its product is annotated as serine/threonine-protein kinase Aurora-2-like. Bases 25 to 1350 code for a protein of 441 amino acids. Gene Ontology annotation, cellular component: spindle pole centrosome; spindle midzone; spindle microtubule. The record is from RefSeq and is a predicted model, not a curated record. Gene Ontology annotation, biological process: mitotic spindle organization; regulation of cytokinesis; protein phosphorylation. Lineage: Eukaryota; Metazoa; Arthropoda; Insecta; Hemiptera; Aphididae. The transcript is spliced from 7 exons. Gene Ontology annotation, molecular function: protein kinase activity; ATP binding.